This is a messenger RNA of Caenorhabditis elegans, 865 nucleotides long. The record is from the annotation of a RefSeq genome assembly. NCBI's taxonomy places the organism in Eukaryota, Metazoa, Nematoda, Chromadorea, Rhabditida, Rhabditidae.
AUGUCUCCUUUCCCUCUUCUCCUUCUGCCGAGCAAGGAGCUAUCUAAAGUGCUACGCCACAUGGAUCCUAUUUCACAACUAGGAUUCUCACUGCUCUCUGAGAAAUCAAAAAACCGAAUUUCCUUGCUCUGAUAUUAGUCUUGGAAGUGCGCAAACGCGGGCCGGAUAUAUACAUUUACUAUUCGGAAGACAUAUUACCAGGUUGAGCUUCCGGCGAGAAAUGUCACUUAGACAAUGGAUUGAUCAUUUUAUGGAACUCACAACAGCUAAGCAUAUAUACGAGUUAAUUCUUUCAAGCAUUGAGAAGAUCCACAAGUAUGAUUUGAAAGGUUUUUAUAGAAGUCUAACAGGAUUGCCCAUCAGAAAUUGCUUCUACGAUAGACCAAAUAUUGGAUUCUCCGGCACACUACCAAUUGUGGAUCAAUUAACAUUUCUCGGAUGUACAAAACCGUUAAAAUCUGGCAUUCAUGAAAUCAUUGUUCAAAAUCACAUUAGAUUCACAUAUUUUAUUGAGAGAGUGGCAAGUUUUGAGUUGAACCACAUGUUGGCUUCGAAUGCGUCAUUUUUACAAAGUGCGAGUAAUAACUUACCGGAUGCUCAACUCAAUUUGUUUCUCAAACAUUGGAUAGCCGGAUCGAACCAUAGAUUUAAUGGUUUUUCGCUGACAAAAUCUCGAGGAAGCUACAGUAAAGAUGUCGUUCUCAAAGGAAUCAAUUAUUGGGUAGCGGAAGAAAGAGAAGUUCCAAAUGCUCUGAUCGGAACGUCUUUUCUUCCACUGUCCAGAAAAGGCGUGGUUACAAAAUUCGACAUCACUAGCAGUUACGAAGUACAUCAACAAUUUAUUUUGGCAAAGGCGGGUGGUUGA